Achroia grisella is the source of this 3228-nucleotide messenger RNA. RefSeq lists its product as uncharacterized. Gene Ontology annotation, molecular function: nucleic acid binding. The coding region runs from base 1 to 3228 and encodes 1075 amino acids. The transcript is spliced from 4 exons. Lineage: Eukaryota; Metazoa; Arthropoda; Insecta; Lepidoptera; Pyralidae. Gene Ontology annotation, biological process: DNA integration. The record is from RefSeq and is a predicted model, not a curated record.
AUGCCUAUUGGUAAAAUAGAACCGUUCGAUCUAAAUUGUAAACAAUGGCCGGCAUACGUAAGACGUGUCAAUCAAUUUAUUAUUCUCAACGAAAUAAAACCGGAGUUAAAAGUACCGAUGUUAAUAACGGUGGUCGGUGAAGCGACGUAUGCGUUGAUGUGUGAUCUGUGUGCACCGGAUGCACCCGAAACUAAAACCUAUGAACAGUUGGUUGCAUUAGUCACGGAUCAUCUCGAACCACAACGCUCAGAAAUAGCAGAACGCCAUGUUUUUAGACAGAGAAGACAAAAGCCGGGCGAAUCACUUACGGAAUAUCUACAAAAUCUAAAACACCUCGCGGCGACUUGCAACUUCGGUGAUCGUUUGGAAGAGAACCUCCGCGACCAAUUCGUCUCCGGCCUGGCGAGUGAAAUGAUGAGAUCACGAAUUUUUGCCGAGAAAAAUAUAGGAUAUGGUAAGGCGGUGGAGCUAGCUCUGGCGCUGGAGGCGGCCGAUAGACACGCCGAGGUGAGCAGCUCGGGCGCGUCGGCGACGAGGAGCGCAUUCAGCAGUGGAGAGAUGGAAGAGGGGUUACACGCGGGCGGCGGCAGGCCCCUAUUAGGAAGAGAUUGGAUUAAGGCACUUAAUAUAAUGCAAAUAAAUAUAAACGAAAUGGUCGAUGACCAUAUUGUGAGCCAAUUGUGUAUAGAAUAUCCCGAAGUGUUUACUAAUACAUUGGGCACUUGUAAGAAAAAGAUACAUUUACAGCUGACCGAUUGCGAAGGUGUGUACGUACGCGCGCGGCCCGUGCCGCUGGCGCUGCGGGAGCGCGUCGAGCGCGAGCUCGAGCGACUCCAGCGCGACGGCACUAUAUACCGGGUGGACCAUUCUGAUUUUGGCACCCCAAUUGUACCCGUGGUGAAAAGUAAUGGCGAUCUAAGGCUGUGUGGAGAUUACAAGAUUACAAUUAAUCCCAAACUGAAACGCGAUUUUUAUCCUCUACCACGCAUAGAGGAACUGUUUGCGAAUUUAAGCAAUGGUGAAGAAUAUACAAAAAUUGAUUUACGACACGCGUACGAACAGGUAUUAUUAGAUGAGGAGUCACAACGCUAUACCGCCAUUACUACCCACUUAGGGACUUUCGCUUAUAACCGGACGCCUUACGGUUUAUCUAGUGUACCGGAAAAAUUCCAAAAAUUGAUGGAAGAGACGCUACGCGGGGUGGCAGGUACAGUUGUUUUUUUAGAUGACAUAUGUGUCACAGGGUUUAUUAUUGAUAAAUGCGGCCUCCGGGCCGACCCGACGAAACUCGAUGCGAUCACUAAAAUGCCACCACCUGUGAAUGUCACUCAACUAAAAAGCUUUUUAGGAUUAAUAAAUUACUAUGGUAAAUUCAUACCCAAUAUGAGUACGCUUCUAUAUCCGUUACAUUCAUUGUUAAAAAAAGAUACGAAAUGGAAAUGGGACAAAACAUGUGAGCAGGCAUUCAAUAGUGCCAAACGAGUUUUGUUAAGUAACAAUGUCCUAGCUCAUUACGAGGAGGGACGACCGCUGGUGUUGUCGGUGGACAGCAGCGCGUACGGCGUAGGGGCUGUGCUCGCACACCGCUACGACGGGGGGAGGAGCGCCCGACAUUUUGUAUUAAGAACAGAUCACAAGCCUCUCGCGUAUAUUUUUGGUGAAAAGAGAGGUAUCCCUCAAACAGCUGCCAGUAGGCUACAGCGUUGGGCAGCGCGAUUGGCCGGUUAUGACUUCAAAAUUGAAUUUAUUAAAUCAACGGAAAACGGGCCAGCAGACAGUCUAUCACGUCUACCACUACAGCUAAGCGGGCGUCCCACCUCUGCGGUGCAUUAUUUUAAUUAUAUAGAAGAAGCGGUGCCAAUUAAUUUUAAAGACAUCGCUACAGAAACCAAGCGUGAUUCACUAUUAAGUAGAAUUGUAGGAUAUAUCAAUUUCGGGUGGCCGUCGGCGGUUAGUGAUAAAGAGGAGAAACCGUAUUUUAUUCGUAAAAACGAUUUAUACAUAGAUUUAAAUUGUAUAAUCUAUAAAUAUAGAAUUGUCGUCCCAGUAAAAUUACGAUCUUAUAUAUUGAAAGAAAUUCACGAAGGGCAUUUGGGCAUGAAUAAAAUGAAAAAUAUUGCACGUAACUAUGUGUACUGGCCAAAUAUAGAUAAUGACAUUGAGCAGGUAGCGCGGGAGUGCACCGCCUGUCAGAGAGUACGAGACGCACCAGCACGUGCCCCGCUCCAUCCCUGGGAAUUUCCAUUGAAUCCAUGGCGGCGGGUGCAUGCUGAUUUUUUUGAUUGCGCGGGCAAGCGUUAUUUGAUAAUCGUAGAUGCACAUUCCAAAUGGAUUGAAACAAUUCCAAUGUCAAGUACGACAGCCAGUGCAACAAUAAAUGCGUUUCGUUCAGUAUUUUCUAGAUUUGGACUCCCGUCACAGCUAGUCACUGAUAAUGGCCCACCUUUUUUCUCUGAAGAAUUUAGUUUAUAUUGUAAAAAUAAUAUUGUAAAACAUACUACUUCCGCGCCGUACAGACCUCAAGGUAAUGGAGAAGCUGAAAACUCUGUAAAGACGGUUAAGAAAGUAAUUAAACGCGCAUUAUUUGAAGGCGAGGACGUUUUGACCUCCUUAUAUAGGUUUUUAUUUAUGUAUAGAAAUACAGAGCACGCAAUAACAGGUGUUUCACCUGCGGUCGCUCUGCUCGGGCGUAGGUUACGCGGACGGCUGGAUGCCCUGCGUCCUGACACCGCUGCCGUAGUAGCCGCCGCACAAGACAAACAAAUGCGCGCAGCAGCCGGUCAGUAUAGGCCGUGUAAGGUGGGUGAAACUAUACUUACACGGGAUUACUCCAAAAAGGGAGAUAAAUGGAUGGAAGGUCAGAUUUCAGCGGUUACUGGACCAGUAUCCUAUAAAGUUAAAUUAUGUGAUGGUACCGAGUGGCGUAGACACCAGGACCAAAUUCUCCGUGGACAAAGAGGUCGAUAUUCUUUAUCUCGUGCGAGUUCAGAACCAAUCAAUGAGGAGAAAAUGAGGUCUAGCGACGCGGAAGGAUACUGCCGGGCUGAGGUUACUGCUGGUGACCGCGAGGAACAAUUAGAAGUGGAAGAGAGAUCGGAUGGAAGUUCAGAUUAUGAGGAUGCGGUAAUCGAGAGUCCGGAGUUAGAUGCAAGUACGAAUAAUUCCUUACCAGCAGGAGCCUCUGCACGAGCAAUUAGAGCCCAUAAGAGAGCAAAAGUAAAUAUAUAA